AUUUAAAAAAUUUGGGUGAUUGGCGUAAGCGCGCUUUCGAGAAGUACAUUUUCCCCCCUCUUUCUCCAAAAUAUCCGCAACCCUCACUUUCGUUACGCGCGCCAACUCAGAAAGAACCAAAUAACGACUUUGUAACAUCCACAAUUCUCCCUCUCAACGCCGCCGUUUCCAAAGACCUGGCCUCAAUCCGAAGCAUUCAAUCGGCAUCGGAAUGGACGGAAUUCCGGCCUCCGAGCCUUUACCAACCGCCAUCGACGAAGCCGAGAAAACGUUGGCUCUGAAGAAGGCUUACGCGGACAUGAUACUCAAUACGGCCAAGGAGGCUGCGGCUCGUGUGUUGGUGGCGGAGCAGAAGGCCAAGAAGUAUAAGAAAGAGUUGGAAUUCACGAAACAGGAGGCAGUUCGGAUGUUAAUUCGCAUGAAACAGACGAUGGAAACUGAGGUUCUUUUUCUAAGACUUCCUUUAAAAAGUUCGGAUUUUGCUCUCUUUUGCUGGUAUUAAUUACUGUUAUUAUGUUUCUGAGAAAGGGGUUUUCUUUCUGUUGAUACUUUACCAUUUCAAAUCGUCGUUUUUUAGGGUUUUGGUAUCAUUAACUGCUUUAAUCGAUUUCAUAUGGCAGUUGGAAAGAGUCAAUUUGAACUAGUGACGGAAAAAGUUCCAUACUUCCAUUACAUUUGUUCAAAUAUGUGCAAUUGUUUGCCUAUUUGAGUAUAUAACUUCUGUGUCAUUUUGUCUGUAAUCUCAUGUGAAUUGAAUUGCAUUGGGAUUACUUUUCUUUGUAAAAUCAUCAUGUGUUUUCCUAAAGCAAUCAACUUGUCUGUCCAAUUCUUUUAAUCUGGAUUGGAUUGAGAAUAAUCCCCUGGCUCUUGGCUUUGAUAAAAGGGCCAUCUUUAACCUUCCACUCAAAGGUAGACGUGUUUCUUUUGGUUUCUGUAGUUGAGCUUUGUGAGAAGACAAAUAAAAUUCAUGAAGUCAGGGAUUUUAUUUGCUUUUUAUGGAUGGAAAAAGGACACCUCAUCUUGAGGCGUUUCUAGUCAGGUUAUGUUGUUGCACUUGUAAGUUUUUUGAUUUUGAAAUGAUGAGUUGACGCUAGUUCACAUCAACUGUUCCUGGAAUUGAAUGGCUGCUUCGAUAUUUUUUGGGUAGCAUUCAUUAAGUCAACCAAGUGAAAUUUAUCUUGCUUUUGUAGAAUGCUGAGGCUGGGGUUAAAUCAAUGAAUCAACAGAAGAAGAUUAAGGAGCUUGAGUUACAGCUAGAUGAAGCUGAAGAGAUGAUAUUAGACCUCAGGGCAAAACUAACCAAGUUUCAGGAACAGUCAGAUGAUGCAAAGUUUCAGGAACAGGCUGUACAUUCCUCAAGGGAAAAAGAAAGUGCUAACCAGCCUUGCUGUCACUCAUCAUUGUCAGAUGUAGAAUUCAACUCUAGAUGCUUGGACCAUCACUCAAUUGUUCAUCAGUUUCCUGGACCAUCAGCAGAACACUUGACAUCAAAUUCUGAUUUUGAUCGUUGCCUUGUGGACAACCCUGUCUUUGACUCUAUUUAUUUCAGAAAAGGAGGACCUGGAUCAUGUAACAGCGAAUGCAUCCGAAAAAUCAGGGCCAUAGAAAAAGACCUGAUAGAUGGAAGAAUGCCCUUGGCAGUCAACCUGGAUGAAUACAAAUCACUUGUUCUGAAGAAUGAAGAAUUGGGCGUAAAUUACAGUAUUCCUUCCACAUCUCGUAAAUUAGGUUCAGUUGACAAUGUUGCAAUUGAGAAGCCAUCUCUAAUUGACAGUGCCACAAAGGAUUGGUCUCAGAAGAUUCAGAUAUUGCGCAGAAGGAGAACUCGACAAGUCAAAUGCAGAGCCAAUGCCAGAGGAUGCAGAUACAUUUCUGGCCGCUUUGUGAAGUCACAGAGAACAUUUUCUACGAUUUCCCGCUGCAACGCUUAUCUUCCCUCUAGUAUGAUUGUGGAUAGGUCUGGUAAUCUCUCCAAGAGGAAUGGUAGAAAUCAAGCUGAAAAAGUUUUUGAAAAAAAAAGAAAGGAUGCUGUUCUUUCCUCCCAUUUUAAAGAGGACCUUUCUCAUGGUAAAUAUGAACCUGUUUCUGUUGCCCGUAGAAGUACAAGAAAAAGAAAAGUUAAGCAAUGGGAUGGUUUUUCUACCUUAUGCAGACGCAAAGGAGCUAAUCCUCAAGAAAAUGAAGGAUCUUGUAAAAAGAGAAAAGAAGCCCAUUGUACUGCUGAAUGUGCUGAGCAUCUGUCAGAAGGAAAGUAUGAAGAUCAUAAAUGUGGCACCCAACGUACAAAUAAUCGCAAGUGCAUGGAAGCUUCUGGAGAUUCUAGCAAUGCUAAGGUUUCAGAAAAUGGUUCAACAUUGAUAGAUGUGCCCAUGCAGGUAACACCCAUGACAACGGAGUUGGAUAAUGUCUCAUUGACUCCCACUGACAAGAAGAGCAACAGAAUGUCGAGAUUGACCGACAUGGCAGAUAGUGAACACCGAAGCAGCAAGUCUAAUGCAGACACAUUCAGCAGGAAAGCCAGGAAACGGCAGAAUGGGUUGCUGAUGAACAAUGGCUCUGGAAAGCACACGGAGCUUGAUUUAAUACCACAAGCUAGUGCCGUGAAUGAAUCACUGGAUGACAGCAGAGGACUGGUUCAAAUUGCUCAUCAGCUUAUUUCCUUGUCAGCAACGGGUUGGUAGUAGCAAGGAUCGCUGCCAUCGUCUUGGAGAUGCUCUCAUCUGGUAUAUUUGCAAGUCUGAUUGGAUUAACAAACAGCGCGAUAAAGCUUCUGAUUUACUGAUUAUCUGUAGAGAAUAUUUAUAGGCUGCCCUAGUAACCGCUUCCAUAUCGACACUAGCUUUCCCUUUGGCUUUAGUCCUUAGGAUUGUACAGUUCUACUAUCUUUUUUUAUAUUUCAUCUGAAUGCCUUUGGAGUUGAUCAUCAUUCAUUAAGCGUCUUUUCGCAUUUUGCUUCAAAGUGAGAUGAGUUACAGUAUAACUGCAGCUUAAUGAGUCUACAAAGAACACGGGGGACAAAACACCUCUCAAGUAUAUGUACCCACGGCCAGAAGGAAUCCAAUGUUAACUUGUUUACUCAACAAGAUAGUUCACUUUACCGUAUUAUUUUUGGGACGGAAGGGGU
This is a messenger RNA of Oldenlandia corymbosa var. corymbosa, 3124 nucleotides long. NCBI's taxonomy places the organism in Eukaryota, Viridiplantae, Streptophyta, Magnoliopsida, Gentianales, Rubiaceae. The record is from the annotation of a GenBank genome assembly.